GCCUUCUGUGUACCCAGGCGACCUCCUGAACUUUGAACUUCCACAUCACAGCACCCGGUCAAGUCUGAGAUAAGGAGCGGGAUAAAUUCCCCCCGAGGGCCAGCCCUGGGUCUCGGGCUUCCUGGAGGCUGACCCCGCUGCUGCACUCACACCAUGGCGUUCGACGGGACCUGGAAGAUCGACCAGAAUGAGAACUACGAGAAGUUCAUGGAGAAAAUGGGCCUCAACGUGGUGAAGAGGAAGCUGGCGGCCCACGACAACCUGAAGCUGAUCAUCACACAAGAAGGGAACAAGUUCACAGUCAAAGAAUCCAGCAACUUUCGGACCACCGAAAUCGUGUUUGAGCUUGGCGUUGCUUUUAACUACAGCCUGGCAGACGGCACUGAACUCAGUGGGACCUGGACCCUAGAGGAAGGUAAACUCGUUGGAAAAUUCAAGCGGGUGGACAACGGAAAGGAGCUGAACGCGGUCCGGGAGGUGGUCGGCGACCAGAUGGUCCAGACUUACGUGUACGAGGGCGUGGAGGCCAAGAGGAUCUUCAAGAAGGAGUGAGCGCGGCCCCUGGGGGCUCAGCCCAGAGCCGCUGGUCUCUCCCUGCCCCCCACGGCGCUGCCGACCCACUCGGCCCCUCGUCAGCAGCGGCCACGGGCUGACACUUCCAGUCUCGCCGAAGCAAAAGGAGUGGAAGCUGAUUAGGCCUGACCCUGGUUUCAUGCUCUAAGAUGUAUGUCCGUCGGCGUCCUAAAGAAUUUGUGACCUAUUUUAAAACAGAUAAAUAAAUACUGUCCCUCCACUGCUGUGUAAGUCGUCUCUC
Molecule: messenger RNA, 814 nt
Organism: Phyllostomus discolor (pale spear-nosed bat)
Lineage: Eukaryota; Metazoa; Chordata; Mammalia; Chiroptera; Phyllostomidae
Gene: FABP2
Product: fatty acid binding protein 2
Exons: 4
Coding region: 154-552 (132 amino acids)
Biological process (GO): fatty acid transport
Cellular component (GO): cytosol; nucleus
Molecular function (GO): fatty acid binding
Source: RefSeq, a predicted model, not a curated record